CAGGAACUUUCAGUUUUCGGGCACGUUUCCAAAUUCAACUAACGGAACGAAUUUCCGAAAAUAAAAUUUCAAUCACACAAUAGUCACAAUUUUGUGUUUAUUGUGGUGAAGAUUUCGAUAUCGGAUGUUCUGAUUUUAGUCUUAAUUGAAUGGAGUGCAACUGACAAAAAUAAAAAUAAAUAUUUUUACGCGGCACUUACUUAAUAAACUGUUCUUAACUGAAUGAAUUGUUGGAAUCACUCCAAGAAACAUUUUUUUUUCACCUCAUCUGAGAAACACGACAGGUAAAAUUAAUGUACAAAAGUUUGCUAUCCGAAAGCCCUUACUCGUUAAUUCAUACUUAUCUCGAGGGCGCACAGUCGUUAAAUAUCAAAACGAUUUCAUUCGCAGACAUCUCAAAAGUUCAUGAAACAUGCCUUUCAAACGUAAGGUACAGCUAAAUGCUAAAGUGAAACAAGGGUGAAAACACGAGAGAAACUGAAAGCGUGCGUUGUAGGGGGCCGGGCGCGGCUGGGCGCAGCCGGGUCGGCUCGAGCAGUACUCUCCGGGACGUCGCCCCGACCGCACGGCCGUGUCCCGUGCUCCCGCCCACCGCGAUCUAACUUCGUCACUCGUCAACAAUUGCACAAUGGGAACAAACGGGAUCACUGCGUUCGAUGGCGCUAGUUCGAAUAUGUGAAGUGAUCCAAUUGUGUUCUACUGUGCCGUGUGUUGCACACGUGAUUGUUUUCGCAAGUGUUUAUAUCAUGUAGAUGGCUGAUUAAUUAGCAAUUGAUUUUAAUGGUGCUGCAAAGGUCUGUAACGAAGAGACAAUAUCUUCAUCGAUGUAAAUAAGGAGCUGGUUCGUUUCGAGAGUACGGGAACAAGAGAAGAUGGCCAUCAUGAUUCGUUACACGGUGCAUACAGGAGCCAUGGUGCUGGUCAUGGCGGGCGGCGCCACGGCCAGGGUCGCCGGCAAGAUGGGUGGCUACUCCAACAAAAAGGGAGGAAAAUCAACAAGCGGCAUCAACGAGGAGAUUAUCUGGAUUAGCAUAAGUAUGGCGAUCGCGAUAGCCGUGCUCAUAGCUAUCGCGCUCUGCUAUAUACUGAAAGAGAAAUGCUCGAAGCGGAAAGCGUACAGGGAACAGUCAUGACGAUACAAGGAGGAGUUUGCUAAGCACGCGCUAGCAGACUCCCUCACCGACCUAGACUUCGAGCUACCAGCCUACACCCUCUACCCACAGUACUCACCCGACGGCAAAGAAUACUUCUACAACUUCCAUCGCUUCUCAUAUAUAAGAAACAGCUUCAAGCUACCGCCUAAAGACUAUCCUGUGAAAACAAAAGAAGACAUCUAUAUCAACGCGUGAUUACCGAUCGCGAUGCUGUGUCAGUGUUGUGUACUAUAGUGAGAGUAACUGUGUGUGUAGGUAAGUGUGUGUCUAGAAUACAUGUAAACAUCGAAUGAUAGUAAAAUUAAUGUUAUCUGUAUACUUUUAAACAUUGGUGAGAUUAUUACCGUAUAAAUUGUGUAUAUGCUCAACGGUUCGUUGCGACAACAUAAGUUUAAUAUUUUAACGUUUUAAAUAUGAAAAAUAUUUUAU
Messenger RNA from Trichoplusia ni (cabbage looper), 1583 nucleotides. RefSeq lists its product as uncharacterized. The coding region runs from base 873 to 1133 and encodes 86 amino acids. The record is from RefSeq and is a predicted model, not a curated record. NCBI's taxonomy places the organism in Eukaryota, Metazoa, Arthropoda, Insecta, Lepidoptera, Noctuidae. The transcript has 4 exons.